AUGGAUAAUCAAUUUACUUUCGAAUAUGAUUUCCCAAUAUUUUAGAGAAUCUUUGUCGAGGUCAGAAAUAAUUACGAUAAUAUUUAUAUGCAAGAAAUUAAAGGUCUUAAUAUGACCUUAAAUAUGACUUUGUCGGGAGAUACUCUAUUCAAUUAAAAAUAUAUUUAGCUAUAAAGAACCAAUGACUUUUAAAGAAAAUUAAAUUUGAUAAUUAGUUGCUUCUAGCUGGUUAGUAGAUCUUCUUAAGCAAAGCAAACACUUUACUCUUAAUUGCUCGAAUAAGUAGUGCUCCUAUACAGAUAGGUGAAUUCGCAAGACAGAGAUAAAUACUGCUUAAUAGAUUUGCAAUGCAUUCAAAUGAACUUUAAUUUGCUAUAGAUAGCAUUUCAGCUAAUUAAUGUAGUCAAUCCAAAUGAUAUCCGAUUAAAUAGAGAUGAAUUGCUUGAUAUUGUUGCUUUUGCUCUUCAAAACCCAUAAAUUAUUGAUGUUGAUGUCCAUUAAAAUAUUGGUUACUAAAUCGAUAAAAUUCUUGAAUUGAUGGGUCUGAAUUAGACUAUUUCAUUAAACAAAGAUUAAUAAGCUAAAUUCAACCUUAUUAAAAGGAGAUUAAUUGAAACUAAAAUUCAUCUAUCUUUACCAAGUUAAAGAAUAUAAAUUUAAUAUGGAUUAACAGAGUUCAAGGAUAAUAAUCACCAAAUUUACCUUCCUUAUUCUAAUAAUAAGAGAAUUUUAGCAUAAAUAAACCUUGUAAACUAAUCUGAUAAUUUACCUAAGGCUAUAUAUCUAGUAGAAAGAAUUCUUAGUCUUGACUUCUAAGAUGCAAAAGUAAAAUAAAAGAAAAUCGAAAGGAUGUACAAAAGUAAAGGAAAUUAAAUUCUAUCAAGCUAAACUACUGAUUCUUUUGGUGGGAGUGAGAAAAAAGAUGAAAAAAAGAUUACAUUAUUAGGAUAACUAAGAAUUUUUACAUUCCUCAACAAUUCAUUCCUUAGUCUAUUCUCAUACUAGCAUCAUGUUUAAUUAGUUCUGAGAAGUUAAUCCUUCUUUGGAAUCAUAUUCUCCUAUGCAGCUGUAACAGGAAUAUUCUUUGUUUUGCGUUCUCAAGCAAAUGAUUUUAGAAUAUUUAAUGAUGAAAACAUAGAUGGCUUUUUAAUAGCUAUAAUAGCAAUCAUACUUUUGCACUUCCCAUAGAAUUAGAUUAUAAGUUACACCUAUGGAUUGGAGUAAGAAUUAAAAGAAAAUUAGAAAGCCAAAUAAAGAGAAAUCAGUUAAGAUGGUAAGGAUAGUAUGAAAGUAUUGAUGAAAAGGAAAGAUGAAAAUUCUUUUGAAGCAACAUUUAUUCAAGAAGCAAAGCAAAGGAGUCAUACAGAUUAAAAGGGCAUUGACACUGAAAAUCCCUUAAAAUCUAGAAAUAAAAUGCAUUAGAAAAAAAGAUCAUCAACAACUUUUGAUUUAAAAGACGUUGAAUAGUAAAAAUCUGGCACUUUAUGUAUCUCAAAGGAAUUCGAGGAAUCGAUGGGACUUCCACAUAUUCAAAUGAAUCAAGAUUUUAAGAACCACAAUGUAUAGACUGAUAAUAACAAUCCAAUAACUUAGUAUUUCAAGGAUGAUAUUCAUAGUAUUAGUCUUAAUGAUAUGUCAAGUUUCUCUGACAGAAUUCCUUAGCUUUCAAGUUAAAAAAGAUAUGCUUAGGAUUAAUCUCUUAGAUUUAAAGAUUCAGGAUAGAAAAUAGAGGAGCAAAAAUAAGAGGAAGGUUCAAAUAAUAACUCAAUUAUUCAUGAGAUUGAUAUAAAAAUGGAAAUUGAUGAAACAAUUGACAAAAAUGAAAAUAAGAAAUCCACAACUGCUAACAUAUCCUCUAUAAAAUCAAAAGAUCAUUAUCUAAUGAAACUUGAAAAUCAAUAGUAAAUCAGCAAAAAGGUUAGAAACCAAUGCUUCUUAUUAUUUUUACUUAACGCAGCUGGUUUAUUAGCUAUUCUAAUAAUAUGUGCUUUUAUGUACCCAAUAGAUUUAUUCGCUUUUGUAUUGUCACUGAUUUUUCAAGCUUUGAUAAAUCUACUUGUAGUUUUAAUUAUUGGCACAAAAAUUAUUAGAAAAUGGAAUAGUGAGGUCAUUGAUUAGAACAAUCCAAAUACUGAUAAAUUUGGGAGAUUCUAUUUAACAGCGAUUAGAUAUUAAAUUACUUAUAAAAAGAUAAUGGAGAUUAUAAAAUAAUCCUGA
Messenger RNA from Stylonychia lemnae, 2217 nucleotides. NCBI's taxonomy places the organism in Eukaryota, Ciliophora, Spirotrichea, Sporadotrichida, Oxytrichidae. The record is from the annotation of a GenBank genome assembly.